AUGACAUCUUGGAAACUGGCGGCGGCCUUUGCCCUCGUGGGAUUCCGAGCCGUUGAAGCUCAAGACUGCACAUUUGAUUCGAUCACUCCCUCCCGAGACCUCGUCUGGUGCCCAUGUGAAGGCCAAUUCUUCUGCGCCAAGCUCGAUGUACCUCUCGAUUACAAGAAUCCAAGCCUUGGCAGAGCUUCCGUCCCCUUACUCAAGAUCCCGGCCGCCGCCGACUCCCCAGACGGCCCCUACCGAGGCGCCAUCCUCAUCAACCCAGGCGGACCAGGCGCAUCCGGCAUCGAGCUGGCGCGCUACAAUGGCACUACGGUUCAAGCCGCAGCCGGAUCCAACUUUGACAUCAUCGGCUUUGAUCCCCGCGGUGUCGGGAUCAGCGAACCGCGGCCCAAUUGCUCAGCAGGCAUCUCGAUUGGCAAGAACGGUACACUUUCCGAACGGGAUGCCCCUCGGGUGAUCGAUGGAUACUACCAACAGUUCAUCGACUUUGGCAAGGAGCUCGGAGAAAAGUGUCAAGCUCAGACUGGUGCUGAUACCGAAGCUGGCCCGCAUAUGACGACUGCUGUUACCGCUCGCGAUAUGCUCAGCAUUGUUGAGGCUUUUUCUGCUUCUCCUGACGGUAAUCGUACGGUGCUUGACUCGACUAAGCUGAACUACUACGGUGUGAGCUACGGGACCAUGCUCGGACAGACGUUUGCGUCAAUGUUCCCUGAUAAAGUUGGCCAUGUUGCCAUCGAUGGACUGGUUGACCCAGUUAGCUACCAGACGAACUUCACCUCGAGCUCUAUCAACCACGUCGACGGCGUUUUGGGAGCUUUCUUCGUGUACUGUCACGCCGCAGGCCCAGAUAUCUGCUCUUUCUAUACGGGAAACACUCCAAAGGACAUAUUCAGCCGAUGGAAUGCUUCAUUCAAGCAGCUUGACGCUCACAAGGCUGAGGCAGAGGGCUGGGCAAACGCAACUGACAUUGGCCUGGCACUUGUGACCUUCAAAGUCAGUGUCCUUAGUGCGGUGGUGCAACCGCUGGCCGAGUUUAGCAGAAUUUCCGACGUCUUCGUUGCUUUGGAGAAGGCAAUAUCGUCCAACUCCAUUGCUGCGUGGACAGAGCAGACGAAUGCGAUCUACGGAGAUCCUAAUAUGGGAGGAUACGUGAACCCCGAGCAGACUCUGGGCAUCUUAUGCUCUGAUCAGAGCAACAUCUGGUAUGGAAAGUCACUCGCGGACAUUGAGCCUCUCCUGGAUGGCUUGAAGGAUACGAGUAUCGUGGGAGAAGUCUGGUCUAGGACGAUGCUCGCAUGUCUCGAGUGGCCCAUCAGAUCCAACGACGUUUUCAAGGGUCCGUAUGGAGGUAACACCUCGUACCCGAUGCUCUUCACCAGUAACACGUACGAUCCUACGACACCCAUUGAGAACGCCAUCUCAAAUGCGCCCAAGUAUGCCAACGCUAGAAGACUUGUCACUGAUGGCAUGGGUCACACCACUGUCGCCACGAACAACAUGUGUGCGUUCGCCGCCAUUCGAUCUUACUUCCAAGACACCAUGUGUGGCAAGGAACACUACUGUCCUUUGGAACUGGGUCCGUUCAACGUUCAGCUGAAUGGAACGAUCAAGGAGAACCUUGAGGCUGUAGGACUAUCCAACCUGCGCAGCCUUUACUGA
Messenger RNA from Colletotrichum costaricense, 1662 nucleotides. RefSeq lists its product as uncharacterized. Lineage: Eukaryota; Fungi; Ascomycota; Sordariomycetes; Glomerellales; Glomerellaceae. The transcript has 4 exons. The record is from RefSeq and is a predicted model, not a curated record. The coding region runs from base 1 to 1662 and encodes 553 amino acids.